Molecule: messenger RNA, 2001 nt
Organism: Schizosaccharomyces cryophilus OY26
Lineage: Eukaryota; Fungi; Ascomycota; Schizosaccharomycetes; Schizosaccharomycetales; Schizosaccharomycetaceae
Product: CGI-48 family protein
Exons: 1
Coding region: 200-1864 (554 amino acids)
Biological process (GO): rRNA processing
Cellular component (GO): small-subunit processome; Pwp2p-containing subcomplex of 90S preribosome
Molecular function (GO): protein binding
Source: RefSeq, a predicted model, not a curated record
AAAAAUUCGAUUGAGCUAUGUAGAGAAAGUUCAUUCCAAAUUACUAAUGAAAAAAAAGAAAACAAAAAGAAAAAAAGGCUAAACCUGUGGUUUGGUUUCCUUCAUGUUGUACCCAAUACUUCACAUUGGUAGUACAUCAAGUAGCCAACAAAACUGCCAAAAACCAACAAGGGGAAGAAUUCGAUAAGUAGCAUUCUUCAUGCCGAAACCUAGUAAAAACAGUUCUAAAACUUCACCUUAUAAAGAUGAUUUUUUGGAUUUGAGUACAUUAGAGAAGAAACCGACGAAAAAUGGAGAUGCGAAAACUCAUAAAAAAGACGCAGAGGAAUUGCAGCUAGAAGAAGCCAUUUUUGGAAAAACCGAUGAUUUUGAAAGUCAUUUAGGAAACAUAAAAGAUGUAGCCGAUCAGGAAAUGGACGAAGCGCCUGGAUUAAGUCACGAACAUCAGGUUGGCGAAAAUGAUCUGGAAAAAAUCGAGGAUGCAGACCUUUUCGUGUUCGAUACUGGCGAAAAUACCCUUCAGAAAGUCAAAGAUGACAAGGAAAUGGAAAUGGAAGUUGAGCCGGAAGAACAAGAAGUGAAUGAGCCACCUGUCGCGGUUUGGGAAGACAGUGACGAUGAGCGUAUAACAGUUUCUUUGCAGGAUAAUACUAGACUGAGGAAGCUCCGACGAUAUGAAGGAGAAGCAGAACUCAACGGUCUACAAUAUACCCAAAGAUUGAGACAGCAAUUUGAAAGAAUCUAUGGUGUCCCUCAAUGGGCUAGACCUGAUGAAAAGUUGGCCGGAGAGGAUGAGGAGGAAAGCUCUCUUGCUGAAGACAACGUUCUUCCGACAUCUCUACGUCAAUUAUUUAACUCUUCUGUCUCUUAUGUAAAUAAGGAUUCACGAGUCCUAUUGCCUGGUACAAUCGACAUUAAGAGACUUAAAGAUGCAAACUUUCAGGCACCUUCUCAUAGUGGUAUUCGCUGCAUUUCAUUUCAUCCCUUCUUCCCUCUUCUAUUGACCUGUGGUUUUGACCGAACCAUCCGUAUUUAUCAGUUAGAUGGAAAGGUAAAUCCAUUUGUAACCUCCUUGCAUUUGCGUUCUUCCGCCUUGCAAACAGCUAUUUUCCAUCCAGAUGGAAAGCAUGUUGUCGCCGGAGGUAGAAGAAAAUACAUGUAUAUUUGGGAUCUAGAAUCUACACGUGUCGAAAAAAUCAGUAGAAUGUACGGACAAGAGGAUUUGCAACCAAGUAUGGAAAGAUUCCAUAUGGACAACACAGGAAAGUAUAUUGCUUUAGAAGGAAAGAAUGGUUAUAUAAAUCUUUUAAAUUCAAUUACUGGGCAAUAUGUUACUAGUUUCAAAAUUGAAGGAACCAUUUCUGAUGUCACGUUUACUUCGGAUGGAAAGGGAAUGCUUGUAUUGAGCUACGGCGCAGAGGUUUGGCACUUCAAUUUAGAAAGUAGGUCUGUGUCAAAGCGCUGGCAUAUUCAGGAUGGUGUUGCAACUACUCGUUUUUGCUUGGAUGGAAAUGACAAGUACCUUGCAAUCGGCAGUAAGAGUGGUAUCGUCAGUGUGUACGAUCUGAAGACGCCCAGCGACGAUGAUGGCUAUAAACAAACUACAUCUUUAGAGAAUGUCACUUUUAGCAUUAACUCGAUGGCCUUUUCAAAGGAUAGUCAAGUUUUAGCUAUUAGCUCCAGAGGUAAGAAGGACACUCUGCGAUUGUUCCACGUUCCUAGUUUCAGUGCAUUCCGAAACUGGCCUACUAACUCUACACCUCUUGGACGAGUAAGCUGUUUAGGCUUUGGACGUGGUGGUGAAUUAUGCGUGGGUAAUGAAGCUGGAAGAGUUGGUUUGUGGAAACUUGCCCAUUACGAAUAAGGCAAAAGAAAAUGUGCAACAUAGAAGUUUGUAUGUAACAUGGAAAAUAUUAAGGGUUUUUUUGGAUAUUUAGUUAGUAAUAAAGGUAUUUUAUCAUUCAAUGGAAUGAAUACUGUGGUUCAAUACAACAUAAAACG